AUGUCCUCCCCACAAGGCAAGAAACCUACCAUUCUCUUUGUCCCAGGAUCUUUCUGUCCUCCCUUCUUUUACACUUCGGUGUCAGAUGCGCUCGAGCGAGAUGGGUAUGAAACUGUGAUCGAGCCUCUGCUAUCGGCGAAUCGUGCGCCGCCAGACCCUGCAGCGACUAUGUAUGAAGACGCGAGUAUUCUAUCAAGCAGGAUUGCCACGCUAUGUGACGAAAACAAGGAUGUGGUGCUAGUCAUGCAUUCUUAUGGCGGUGUCGUGGGCAGCGAGGCAUCCAAGGGUCUGUCCAAAAAGGGACGGGAAGCAGCAGGCAAAAAGGGGGGCAUUACAAAACUCAUCUAUGUCACCGCAGUGGUACCAGAGAUUGGGCAGUCUCUAAAGGAUGUCAUGGGCGAUUUACUUCCCAGCCAUCUCAUAGUUGAGGGCGAGUAUAUGUCUCACGUUAUUGAGCCAAGUGCAGCCAUCACUUUUUCUGAUAUCCCAUUAGAUGAAGGUGUAGAAUGGGUGAAAAAGAUGUCCUUGCAUUCUGUCCGUAGCUUUGCAGAACCUCUCACCUACGCAGGCUACAUGGACAUCCCGUCAACGUUUAUCUUCUGCGAGCAGGACCAAAUUUUGCCUCUGGAUUUUCAGCGAAGAAGAGUUCAAACCAUUGAGCGCUGUAGCGGUCAUUCUCUGGCCACCCUGUCUCUCGUUGCUGGCCAUUGCCCUAAUGUCAGCAGGCCCAUAGAUCUUGCAAAAACCAUUCAAAAAGCUCUAGUUGAUAGUUAG
Molecule: messenger RNA, 774 nt
Organism: Talaromyces proteolyticus
Lineage: Eukaryota; Fungi; Ascomycota; Eurotiomycetes; Eurotiales; Trichocomaceae
Product: Alpha/beta hydrolase fold-1
Exons: 2
Coding region: 1-774 (257 amino acids)
Source: RefSeq, a predicted model, not a curated record